This is a messenger RNA of Pedinophyceae sp. YPF-701, 1314 nucleotides long. The record is from the annotation of a GenBank genome assembly. Lineage: Eukaryota; Viridiplantae; Chlorophyta; Pedinophyceae.
AUGGUGCUGAACAAGGAAGUAGGAUGCUUCGGAUGUCGAGUGCCGAUGCGGCGGAUCAUUCGAUGGCUGUGGAUUCUGUGCGCCCUGGGAGUCCUCGUCACGCUCCCUCUGAUCAUCAUCGAGCUCAAUAGGAAGGACCACAACCUCCACUUCCGAGCGUGGUUCAUAGCGGGCCUCUUCGUGAUCCUCACGGUGCCCGUGACGCUCUACGAGGUCACCCUCCACAUGUGCUACUACACCAGGCCCCGGCUCCAGAAGCACGUCGUGCGGAUCCUGCUGAUGGUGCCCAUCUACAGCGUCGACGCGUGGUUCGCGCUGCGAUACAAGGACGCGAGCGUGUACCUCGGGACGAUCCGCGAGUGCUACGAGGCGUUCGUGAUCUACUCGUUCUACAUGUACCUCAUGAACUACCUCCAGGACACGCUCGGCGACAUCGAGGGCCACUUCACCGCCAAGGGCCCUAUCGACCACGUCUGGCCGCUCAACGGCGUGCUCCGGCCCUGGUCCGGCCGCGAGUUCCUCUGGGCCACGCGCAAGGGCAUCCUCAACUACGUCAUCGUCCGCCCGCUCAUGACCGCCGUCGGCCUCGCAGCGAUGUCGAUGGACAAGUUUGGAUCAGGGCAGUUCCGACCCGACGUCUUCUACCCCUACUUCGUCACCGUGAACUCCGCGAGCCAGAUGUGGGCGCUCUACUGCCUCAUCGCGUUCUACUACGCCGCGCACGACGAGCUCGCGCCGAUCCGCCCGCUCUCGAAGUUUGUGUGCGUGAAGUCGGUGGUGUUCUUCUCGUUCUGGCAGUCCGUCGCGCUCGCGCUCGCGGUCAAGGCCGGGCUCAUCAGCGAGAAGAGCUCCUGGACGACGUACGACGCCACGGACGUCGCGGCGGGCGUCCAGGACUUCAUGAUUUGCGUCGAGAUGCUCUUCGCGGCGCUGGCGCACGCGCACGCCUUCCCGCCGCGGGACUACAUGACGGAGAACCCCCCGCCGCGCGGGUUCCGCGAGAACGUCCGCGAGAUGUUCGACUGGGGCGACCUCAUGGACGACGUCCACCUCGGGCUCACGGACUACCGCGACGAGGCCGUGCGGGGCAUGACGGCCGCGGGGAGCACGGUGAUGAAGGCGACGAUGCUGCCGGUCGACCUCGUGCGCGGCGUGAUCGUGCCGCAGGGGUACAGGGGCGCGGGCAAGGCGCGGGCGAAGAAGGCGCGGAAGCAAGGCCCCGCGGAGUUCGAGGAGUUUACGCAGGCGGCGCAGGACUCGUCGGACGAGGGGGGGGUGUUCGGGGAGUCGCUGGAGCACGAGAUGGCGAGGUGA